AUGAAGGUUCUCUCACCCUUACAACUAAUUUCAAUCAUUAGCUGUUUCGUCCUGUUUCUAUUCAUCACAACCAACGCUCUAAUAAAUCCCUCAAAUCCAUCUUCUGAUACAACAACAUGGGAUCUGGACAAUGAAAUUUGGUUUGCUCAAUCCGCACCACUAACAGGUCCUUCCAAGAGACUUGGAAUUGAAAUGCGGGAUGGUAUUUUGACUGCCUUUAAUGAAUUCAAUGCACUUGGAGGUGUUUUUGGAGGUAAAAAGUUGAAACUCUUAACUCUAGAUGAUGCCUACGAACCAACCAACACAAAGGUGAAUACCAAUUUGCUUCUCUAUAAUAUUACUCCUCCGAAUACGUCAACAUUGAAUCAGGCUAUUUUCAAUAAUAGUAUCGCAUUGGAUGAGGUAAAAGGAAGAAAAUACUUUGGCUUGAUUGGUUUUGUUGGUACUCCAACAGUGCAGAAUGUUUUUACUGAUGUGCUGAGUCAGGUUUGGCCUCUGAUUGGAUCAUUCACUGGAGUUGGUUGGCUUCGAACACCUUUCUAUCCAAAUAUUAUUAAUAUUCGUGCUUCGUAUGAUGACGAAACUGCUGCUAUGGUUGAGUGGCUGGUAAAUGUCAAAUUGAUAAGAAGGAUUAGUAUCAUGUAUCAGAAUGAUGCUUUUGGUAAUGCUGGCUUGUCAGGAAUUAAUAGAUCAUUGGUGAAGAGAUUGAACAUUUCGCUCUGUUCUAGUGGUACCUUCCCAAGAAAUACUCUGCAGGUUGAGGAUGCUUUCAAUACAAUUGGUAAAUGCAAUCCAGAGGCAAUAGUUUUGAUUGGAACCUAUGCUCCUCUUUCGAAAUAUAUAAGAUUGGUUAAGGAUGUAGCCUUCUCCCCUUAUAAUUCAACACUUGGAUACAGCAAGGCCAAUCAGAUUACUUUCCUUACUGUGAGUUUUGUUGGAUCAUCAGCAUUGACAGAAGAUUUAUCCUCCUAUCAACCUCCUUCUCUUGCCUAUGGAAAGACCUAUUAUACGGACAAUGUUGUAAUUUCUCAAGUGGUUCCAAGUCCAAUGGAUACCAGCUAUCCCAUUGUUUCAUCCUAUCAACGUUCUAGAAAGGAGUAUGCUAAAAAUUUGGGACUUGAUCCAUCACUUGUGUCGUUUACUUUUAUUGAGCUAGAGGGUUAUUUAGUAGGAAAACUUGUGUUUACUGUGCUCAAAAACAUGAUAGGAUCAUUAACAAGGUCUAACUUUAUUGCUAGUAUAUAUUUCGACUUUACAUCUGGUGUUAGUGAUGUAACAAAUGCUGGUGGUUAUUUCAAUUUUGAAUCGGUUCAAGUUGGUAGAUACAAAUAUUGCAAUGCUGUCAAUUUGUACGAUCAUUUCCUUUCACCUAGCAAUCAAACAGUAGUAUCUGGUUCAUGUUCUGAUAAUUGUAAUCAAGGACUUAAAAUUAUUUACCUCAGUAAUAUAGAGCUCAAGAACAAUACUAACAUUAGAUUUAAUAUUUUCAGGGACUUUUCGUGGUAUGACACCCAAAAAUGUAUUUCAGACACUGCUCAAAUUCAAAAACAAAUUAUAAUAGGUCAAUCUAUUUUAUCAACCUCUUUGAGAGAUCAAUUUAUUACUGUGGGUAUUAAUGCUGCUCUUUCAAAAAGAAAUAGUAAUUAUACAAGAAAUAUUGAACUCAAAACACUAUAUCACGAUGAUUCAGCAUCAAUGUUGAAAAAUGUUGUAGAACUGAAAACUCUCCAUGAAAGUGUUGCAUUUGUAGGGGUUUCUGCUGAGAGUAUUAAUUUGGACAGUUCAAAUACCAAUUCAACCAUAGAUAUUAGAGGAUAUUCAGAAUUUUCAAAUAUUCCUUUAUUUGGGGUGCGUUCAACAAAUAGUAUGGUAUUGAGAAAUACAUUUGUUUCAUCUUUUAUUCAUGUAUUUCCAUCAAUAAUGGAUCAAUUGGGUACCGUAAUAGAUUAUAGCAUGAAAAAUGGAGAGAAUAGAAUAAGUAUCGUCUAUAGCAGUUCAAAUUCAAAUUCAGUCGAGGUUAGACAAUUGUUAAAGUCUAUUCUGGAUUCGAUUGGUAUAGAGACCGAUAGCGAGGUUGAUGCCACUGAAACAAUUUCAUUAGACUCAAUUAUUAAUCAACUCAGUUCUAACACUGCUAACCCUCACUCCAUCUUUCUUACUUUGAGUAAUCCAGACCAAAUUCUCAGUAUCAUCUCACAAAUCAAAAAGACCUAUUCGAAUUCUAGCCCACUAUUUAGAAAGGGAUUAUCUGUUUAUUUGAUCAAUUCACUAUUUGAUUCGAGUGUUGAAGCUAUUUUUUCAACACCACUUUCUUUGAUUGUCGAUGAAAACUUGAGUGUAAAGUAUGUGAGCCAUCUUCCAGGAUCCUACAACUCUACUCUUCAAGUAAUAACAGAUUUUGAAAAUUCAAUGGAUACAUAUUUUCCUUCAAUUAAUUAUAGAAAUAAUACUGCUUAUCUUGAGGGCUAUAUUAUUGGAGCAAUGAUCUCUGCAUUUAUCGAUAGUAGUGGAGGUAAUUUAGACGCUAAAGGGCUAUUGAACUACAUGUAUACUGUACAGCAAGUAACUUCUGCUGGUGUAAGCUUUGGAAAGCUGUCUGUUGGAUCCAGCCCUUGUUCAUUAGGAUUAAGAACAAACUAUAUCUAUGCUUACAAUCAAAAAUCACAGACUUUUUCUGAAUUCAAUAUUCGAAACUAUGAUAUGAAUGGGUGUGGUCUUGUUAAAUAUAAGAAUAGCAAAAAGCGUGCUGCUCCUACAAUAGAUAUUUCCUCAUUAGAACAACCUUUGGUGUUUGCCAGAUUAAUACCUUUCUCUGGUGAUGAAUCAUUGAGUUCUUCAAAACUAAGUUUACUAAAUGACGUAAUCGAUGCAGAUGACUACUCGAAAGGACUUUCAUCUUACAUAAACGUAUACAAUACCAAAACUACUAACCAGAAAAUUCAAAUAAGAACAGAAUAUUUCGGGUUUACAGAUAGUAGAUGGAGUCUUGAAACUAAGGUGAAAAAUAUGAUAACUAGACAGAAGGUAUUUGCAUUUGUAACUGGUUUUUCUAGUGAUGAAGAUUUUGCGACAAUUGACAAUAUCAAACAAAUUCUUACAACAUAUGAUACGCCAAUGCUUACAACUUCCAAUUCUUUAGAAUUGCGAAAACCAUUCUCCAAAUAUUUUAUCAAUAUGAAAUCCUCUGUGUUAGAUGAAGUUGCAUCUCAAAUUUCUUAUUUCAAGAAUUAUGGAUCUAUUGCAAUUAUUUAUCACAAUAUUCCUUACUGGACCAACCAAUCAAUUCCAUUAAUAGCAGAGUAUUUGGAAUAUAAUAGUAUUUCAAUAUCUUUAAUACAAGGCUUUAGUGGCAGCAGUGAUUUUAGUUCAUUGGGAGUUAAACUUCAAGAAGGAAAUAUUCAAUCAAUUGUUUUGAUAUCUGGGUCAUCAAUGUCAGCUUCAUUCAUAUCUUCCUUGAUUAUGUAUCAAACAACAUAUACGCCUAAUAUUGGAAUUCUAUCGGAAGCAUAUAAUAAUGACUUUGUUUCAAAGACCUUCACUGUUAACAAUUACAAGUCUGCUCUAUUUGCUCAUAACUUCCUCUAUUUGUCCACAAUUACCUUUGCUCCAAAGAUUUACAGCUCUGAUAUUUGUUCAUUGUCAACCAGUUCUCUACAUACUGACAAACAGAAUUCUUUUAUCUCACUAUUCAUGUCUAACUACAAUUACAAUAGUACAGCAACACACAUGACAUUGGAAGGUUACUCUACAGGAUUUUUCAUUGAAACACUCCUUAAUAGAAUUUACCAAGAAAUGGGAAUUACGAAACUGAGUACUGAUGAUCUAUUUUCAGGAAUUUAUUCUGCUCAAACAUUUGAUAUUUCUGGAUUGAAUACUUUUGGACCAUUUGGGUUGGAAUGCUCCAGUCAAUCAAGUCAAUUAACAACAAAUCAAACUUCUUCUUCUUGUAAUCAGAAAAGUACAACAACUUGUGAUUGCAACCAAGCCCCAAGAAAAGUCUACUUGAGCAGAGUCAAUAUCGUUCCAACAGAAAAUUAUUACACUUUCACUGAUAUUGAUUAUGCAUUCGAUUUCAGCAGUUCAUGUGGUGUGAGUGUUGUCAAACCUGUGCUAUCGACUACUGCAAUUGUUUUGAUUUCAUUGGCUGGGUUCUUUGUCAUUCUGCUCGUUAUUAUUGCCAUAUCAAUCGCUUAUGUUUGUAUUUCAAGAUCAGAAAGUAAUACCAAGAAUGCACCUAAAACUGGUAACAUUUGCUGCUGCUUUACAGAUAUUCAGAACUCGACCGUUUUAUGGGAAAAGUGUGAAAAGGGAAUGAGAGAAGGUCUCAAAUUGCACAAUGAUGUUCUGCGUAAUCAACUCAACUUAUUCAAAGGUUUUGAGGUCAAGACUCAAGGAGACUGUUUCUAUGUCGUAUUCAAGGAUCCACUGGAUGGAAUAGAUUGGGCAAUGAGCUGUCAACACGAAUUAAUGUCCAUUGCUUGGCCAUCCGAACUAUUACAAAUGUAUGAUUGUAGAACAGAGUUUAAUAAUGAAACCAAGGAGAUAGUUUGGAAUGGAAUUAGAGUUAGAAUGGGCUUGCAUUUUGGUUAUGCAGAGAAGAUCUUUGACAAGGUAGUGAACAGACCAGACUACUUUGGUAAUACUAUCAAUGCAGCUGCUAGAAUUGAGGCUUCUACCCAAGGUGGUCAAGUUUUAAUUAGUGAAGAUAUGUUCUCAGAGUUGUGGAAAAUUCAUGGAACUAAUUUAUUCAAAUCCAUCACUUUAAAGGAAGAUAAUCAAGCAACUUAUUUGGAAACCAUUAGUCCUUCAUUUAAAAGUGUGAAUGGUAUAGGAGAAAGCAAAAAAUCCAAGGAUUUCCAGGCAAUAUUCAGCACAAAAGGAAGAUCUAUCAAAUAUAGUGAAAAUACAGAAUCAACUAAAUCAGAAGAUAGAAAGUUGAAAUACCAUGCAAACGAUCUUGGAGAAUUCAAGCUUAAAGGAUUGCAAGGAAUGAUAAGAUUAUUUGAAAUCAAAUCGGAUAAAAUAUUGGAGAGAAAAUACAGUGAAAAUUUGAGAAAUACUGAAGUAACAAAAUUAGAUAUGUUAAAACAAGGUUCCCAACUAAAGUCAACUCGUACCAUCCUUCCUCUAAACUAA
Molecule: messenger RNA, 5136 nt
Organism: Naegleria gruberi
Lineage: Eukaryota; Heterolobosea; Eutetramitea; Acrasida; Naegleriidae
Exons: 2
Coding region: 1-5136 (1711 amino acids)
Biological process (GO): intracellular signal transduction; cyclic nucleotide biosynthetic process
Source: RefSeq, a predicted model, not a curated record